UAUCUUGCAAAUAGUUGUUUGCUAGCCUGUGUGAUAAAAAGCAAGAUAUGGCUCUAUCAGGAAAGUUAACCGGUUACGUUGAGAUCAGUAAAAACGGUGAUUUCUUCCACGAUCUCUUUAGGCACAACCCGCACAAGAUGUUUGCAAUAGCUCCUGACAGGGCUCAUGACUGUGAGUUGCAUGAGGGUGAUAGAGGGGCUGUUGGAUCAGUCAUCACUUGGCACUACACUGAAGGGGGAAAGAGGAAAAUAUCGAAGCAGAUAAUUGAGUACGCCAACGAGGAAAACCACAUGAUUGUGUUCAAUGUAAUCGGAGGGGAGCUUGCGGAGAUAUACAAGAGCUUUAGAAUCACUUUGCAUGUUGAACCAAAGGGUGAUGGGAAGGUGGCUACAUGGACCUUUGAGUUUGAGAAGCCGGACACAAGUGUACCCUAUCCAACUUCAAUGAUGGAUUUCCUUUGCAAGCUUGUUAAGGAUUUGGAUGCCCAUGACAAAGCUUAAUAGUUCCGAACAUCAAAGAUGAAAAUGAUGGGAAUUGAAUGUUCUGCGUAAUGUGUGUUUUUCCUAUUAAAAGAAUAAAAUGAAGAUGGUAGUUUAAAGAAUAAAGUUAGAGGUAGAUAUGUUAUAUGCCUCAAUAUGUGUGUACACUGAAAGAUGGCUUGCUUGUAUUUGUAAUAUAUUUCGUUUAAGUACUGUCAUGCAGGGAUCUUUGUGAUCAUGAGAUGUGUAUGUA
Helianthus annuus (common sunflower) is the source of this 732-nucleotide messenger RNA. Its product is annotated as MLP-like protein 31. Gene Ontology annotation, biological process: defense response. Lineage: Eukaryota; Viridiplantae; Streptophyta; Magnoliopsida; Asterales; Asteraceae. The record is from RefSeq and is a predicted model, not a curated record. The coding region runs from base 48 to 500 and encodes 150 amino acids. The transcript is spliced from 2 exons.